CUUUCGCGUUCGGAGAGAUUGUCAGUCAGCUGGAGGAAAAAAUAAGAGUUAACUUGUUUUUAUCCGUCGCGGAUAUUUGAGCGGUCACGUUGUGUCGUCGCUGCGUCCGUCACACGUUUAACUCAACAUUACGAGGAGAGCCAAAACGAGAAUGUAGUGUUGUUGUUGUUUUUUUUUUUAAAACGAUAGGUGACGGUGGAUGUUGCUACGUUCAUCCCAUCGCCCCGGGUCUCUCUCUCUCUCUCUCUCUCUCUCUCUCUGCUCUGCUUCCCGGGCGACUGUCAACCUCCUGUCGCCUUUCCCGAGACCAGCCCCGGCUUCCCCCCCGAUCUGUCGUCUGGAGCAUCGGGUCGUGGAUGACUAAGCUGCCGGGGCUCCGUGCCUGUGUCCGCCGGGCGGGCCGAUGCUAGGAGCGGGGAAAACAUAGCGGCGUGGGUCGGUGAGGAGAUGUCAGAGCGGGAAUGCCUCGUCUUGGAGACAGUGUUGUAGUCGAGGGUAUACACCAGUGUACACAGUACCUCUCUGACUCGGCGUGUGGACUAGAGGACCAACUUUUCCGCCUAACUAGUAGUGACACAUAUAUGGAUGGUGGGGUCGCAGUAUGCCCACCCCCUCAACUACCAUUACACCACAGGCUGGAGGGAGUAGCAGUACCGGAGGGGAAGAGGGGCCCAUGUCUGCCACCUCCACCUCUUCUAUCGGCUCCUCAUUCCGGUUCGUCCCGGCUUUCUGCCUGGGCGUGGUGGCAGCAGUAGUGUUUCAGCUGGCCUGGGGAGGCCUGACUCUCACAUCUUUCUUCUUGAAGUUGUUCAUCUAUGUGUCAUUCGCCCUGCUGUGCUUUCUGGCUGGGAGCUUUGUUCUGCUAGUCAGGAAGAGUCCUCUCAGAGUCAGCUGCUUUGACAGAAACAGGAGGCAGUCAGCUGUGCGGCUGGACUUCUUCAACAAGCUCAUGGCCCGUUUUUUGGUGCCAGUUCAGGAGUCAAGCCAGAACAAGAGGGUGGUGGUGUCACACAACGUGGACAAAGCUCUGAAGGAAGUGUUUGACUAUGCCUACAGAGACUACAUCCUGUCCUGGUACAACCCUUUGAGCCGUGAUGAGGGCCAGUUGUACUCCAUGCUGUCGGAGGACUGGUGGCAGAUGAUUGGGCAAUUGAGAUCCAGGCUCGCUGACAUUGACCUUGUCAAUGUGGUGUGUUAUGACACCAUCCGAAUCCUUCACACACACUUCACUGACCUCAAGGCUGCAUCUGCAAGACCAGAGGAGUGUGCUCGGCCGUUUCCUCUCCAUCCCUGUUUGGUCAGUCCCGACUCGGAGCUGGCCUUCCUCCGCUGUGUGGCCAGAAUACUGCUGCUAUGUCUGCUCCCACAAAAGGACGCCAAGUCACAUACACUACGCUGCUGCCUCACAGAAGUCAUCACUACUAAAGUGUUGAAGCCUUUAGUAGAAGUGCUGAGCGAUCCAGACUCCAUAAACAGGAUGCUGUUAUCUCAGCUGGAGCAGAGGGAGCAGCAGGCUGAGCAGCAGAAGAAAGCCUACACCUACGCUGCCUCCUAUGAGGAAUUCAUCAAACUGAUAUCAACUUCUGCAGAUGUCAAUUUCCUCACACAACUCAGGUAUCAGAUUGUGGUAGAGAUUAUUCAUGCCACCACCAUCAGCAGCCUGCCUCAGCUCAAGAAGCAGAAAGAGCGUAAAGGUAAAGAGUCAGCAGCAAUGAAGGCAGACCUGCUCAGGGCCAGAGAUAUGAAAAGAUAUAUCAAUCAGUUAACUGUUGCUAAGAAACAAUGUGAGAAACGGAUCCGCCUACUUGGAGGACCAAACUAUGAGAAUAAUGAGGAAGGAGGGGCAGAUGAGACUGAUGAGCCUCAAAGUCAGAAGAUUCUUCAGUUUGAUGACAUCAUGUGUAAUCCAGGUUACAGGGACCAUUUCAGAGUUUACAUGGAAAGAGUUGAUAAGAGAGCUCUGAUAAGCUUCUGGGAACUGGUGGAAACUCUGAAAACUGCGAACAAGAAUGAGGUGCCCCAAAUCGUAGGGGAAAUCUACCAGAAGUUCUUUGUGGAGAGCAGGGAGAUUCCAGUGGAAAAGAUUCUCCUUAAGGAGAUCCAGCAGAGUCUGGUGGGGAACAGAGGAACACAAGUCUUUGUCAGACUACAGGAACAGGUGGCUGAGACGAUGAGAGAGCGCUACUACCCCUCCUUUCUGGUUUCUGACCUCUACGAUAGGCUGAUCAGACGAGACGAGCAGCAUAGCCAAUCACAGUGUAGCACUGAGGAAAAGGAGGAAGGGUGUCAGGGUCUAGACGCAGGAGGGGACGUGUGUGAUGAAGGCAGCAAGGGAAUCAAUGAGCAGGCCAGCUAUGCUGCUACGAAACUCCGCCAACUCUUUGACAAACUUGAGUACAAGCGACAGGCCCUGGGCUCUAUCCAGAAUGCACCUAAACCAGACAAAAAGAUUGUGAGCAAACUAAAGGAAGAGAUAGGCACCAUGGAGAGAGAACACAGUGAACUCCAACAGCAUAUCACCAGGACUGACUGGUGGUGUGAAAACCUGGGGCACUGGAGGGCUGUUAUUACUACUGCCGAGGCUACAGAGGAAGGUGGCGAGACAGUAGCUUGUUACAGUGUGUGUGUUAGCCUGGUAGAAGGAGAGGAGUCGGCCAACAGUCGCUGGAGUGUGCAGAGGAAACUCACUGAAUUCCAGAUGUUGCACCGCAAACUCACAGAGUGUUUUCCAUCGUUGAAGAAACUCCAGUUACCAUCCCUCAGUAAACUUCCCUUCAAAUCCAUCGACCAGAAAUUUUUAGACAAGAGCAAAACUCAGCUCAAUGCCUUUCUCCAGCGUAUGCUGACAGAUGAGCGGUUGUGCCAGUCAGAGGCUCUCUAUGCGUUCCUCAGCCCGUCCCCAGAGCACCUCAAGGUGAUGUCAAUCCAGAAGAAAUCGUCUUUCUCUCUGGCCUCCUUCCUGGAGAGGCUACCUGGAGAUUUCUUCUCUCAUACUGAGGAGGAGGCUGAAGAUGACAGCGACUUGUCAGACUACGGUGAUGAGGCUGAUGGGAGGAGAGACGCCCUGGCUGAACCCUGCUUCAUGCUCAUAGGAGAGAUCUUUGAACUCAGAGGAAUGUUUAAGUGGGUGAGGAAGACUCUAAUUGCACUAGUCCAGGUGACAUUUGGACGAACUAUCAACAAACAGAUCCGGGACACAGUAAACUGGAUCUUCUGUGAACAGAUGUUGGUGUGUUACAUCAGUGUGUUCAGGGACAACUUCUGGCCCAAUGGGAAGUUGGCACCACAUGUCAAGGUCCGAACUGACAGCGAACGCAGUGAAACUAAAGAACGGGCUCAGCAGAAACUACUUGACAAUAUCCCAGAUGCACUAGCAAAUCUAGUUGGCCAGCAGAAUGCCCGAUAUGGAAUCAUCAAGAUCUUCAAUGCCCUGCAGGAGGCUAGUGCCAACAAACAUCUUCUUUAUGUAUUGAUGGAAAUGUUACUGAAGGAAGUGUGCCCUGAACUCAGCGCAGAGGUGGACAACAUCUGAACACACACUCAUAUCACUUAAACACACACAGUCUUUGGAUCUGUUUUGGCCUCACUGUAGCUGACCAAUCAUAAACUGCCAAGCUAGACAGGGAGAUGGCCGUUUGGUUAAACCUCAGAUGGAAAGCAGCUGUGUUGGUCAGAACUGAGACACAUGCUGAUUCUGUUACUAGAACUUUGCUGUGAAAUGAUGAAAAGCUGCACUGACAGCAGGCUGAAAGGGGCCGACGUUUGAUUUGUUGUGGUACAGAUCUCAACUUGUCUGUCUGAAUGGGGAGAAACCACAAAGACUCUGACUUCUUCCUAUUUAGGCAGCAGUCUAACUAGGCAGAUCACAUUUGUACUUGAAAGUCCACAUUCACACAAGAACAAAUAGUAUUUUUGACAUCAUGUGACCCACGUAUGCAGUUUUUUUUCUUAUUUAAAUAGCACUGAAACAGGUCUGUACCACAACAAGCUGAGAUAAAAUCAAGGCGGUCUAUAGAUUACAAGGAAUAGUAAUUCAUGAAAGUCAUCAACUUGAUCGUAUGGUCGUGAAUUUGUAAUCUAAAGACCUCAAUUAAAUGCAUCAAAGACAGUUGAAGUUCAGAUUUUCUGUUGCCCUCUGAAGGCAGCCAGUGUGUGUCUGUCGGACCUCUGAACAUUCCUCCUACACACAACCUGAGCAACAACACUUGUGUUCUGUGAUUCUUGUUAAGGCUUAUAAUUGUGCAAUAUAAUGUCAUGUAAAAGUCAUUGUGAUGAUUUUAUUUAUGAUUAUUAUUGAUAGAUUUUAUUUUUACCAAAAAUUGUUUAGAGAACGUUUAUAUAAGCAAUAAAUUGCAAACAAAAAGUU
Molecule: messenger RNA, 4366 nt
Organism: Dicentrarchus labrax (European seabass)
Lineage: Eukaryota; Metazoa; Chordata; Actinopteri; Moronidae
Gene: snx25
Product: sorting nexin 25
Exons: 22
Coding region: 602-3532 (976 amino acids)
Cellular component (GO): intracellular membrane-bounded organelle; early endosome membrane
Molecular function (GO): phosphatidylinositol binding
Source: RefSeq, a predicted model, not a curated record